UCAUGGUUGUUAUAUUACACGAUCAACUACGAGGUGAUGAUGAUUGCAGAUACAAAAACGAUGGCGUUCUCUUUCAAUAUAAAAUGGCGUUCAUUUUUGCUGUUAACCGGAAGGUGGCGUUAGUGUACCACUUUGUACCCACAAUCCUCCUCUGUACGCAUGCGCUGUUUCAUUCUGAAAUUUGGCGAGCUAGGGAAAUGGCGGACCCGGGGUCCAUCGACGAUUUCUUGUCUUCAGAGAUUGAUGAAAAUGCGGUAAACGCGUUAGUUGGAUCCCUUGAAACACAGCUAGCCUCCCCAGCCAGCACGCAAGCCACAAAAACUCUGUCAGAUUCAUCGUACAACAACAAUCAUAUAGGUAAUACGACAUCAACAGUCAAUGCUUCCUCACGUCCACUUUACCUUGCAAACCAAACAGUAGCCCAAAAAGGACUACCAGUUUCGAAUAAUACCACGAUGAAUUCUCAUGUAUCUGUUUCAACUCCCAAACUUUCAGGGUCAGAUAUCUUAGGCAUAUCAUCUAUUAUUAAUUCAUCUAGCACGCCAGUUUGCAGUGGCAGCGUAUCUCAUGUGAAUGUAAACACACCCUCAGUUGGUACCAAUGGUAGAAAUGCUGAGGGUCAGAAAAAGAACAUCACCCCAACUAUUAGAAUUGUAACAAGUACAUCUGUUGCGACCACCAAUACAACUCAGUUCAUUACAACUGUUGGUAGUGGAGUAAGUCAAACUGUUGUGCCCGCGUUAGCAACAAACAAUGUACAUGUGCAUGGUAGCACCAUGGGUGCAGUAACAAGGACCAGUUCCAGUGCUGCCAGCAACACAAUUUUUAAUCUGGCAAACACAAUUGCAGCAGAGCAGAAACCUGUAACUGUUGUGCAUAAUGGCAGUGCGCAUUCUAUUCAGGUUUGUAAAGACCGUGCCAUAAUACCACAACAGCAGUUUAUCAUCAAGCAAGAGGGGAAUUCAACAGCAAAACAAGAAGGAACAACCAACCAGCCAUUCAUUGUAAAAUCAGAAACGGGAACCACAACAGUGCAUCUUAAGCAAGAAGGAACAGCUAUUACACCUGUUGGAAUGCAGGGAUCUUCCCCAGUGAGUGUUUCACAUUCAGGCAACAUUGUUAAUACUACACUGAAAGGUGUUACAGGAACUGCUAGCCCCAGUGUGAUCACCGUUCGACCCCAUCCUCACCAGCAACAAGUUGUUGUACAGUCAGCUCAUGGAAUGGUUACAACACAGGCAGCCAUGUCUCAACCAAUGCAGGUUGUCAAUGUCUCUGCUACUCAAGCAGCUCCACGUUUAGCCAGUGUAGCACACGUCAAGCAAGGGAUUCGUGUAGCUGCACCAAUCAGAAUUGCCCAGCAGCAACCAAACAUUGCUCCCAGACAGCCUGGCCCUACAACAUCCACAGGUACCAUAGCAAUUCCACAUGGAGCAUUACUGAUGCGCAAUGAAGCUGGACAGCUGGUGCUUGUUUCUGCUGGACAACCAGGAGGGACAAUUCAUCCAGGAGGGGUUAUCACCACCACUUCAGUUCCUAUUACUACAACUGGUGGAUUCAAAAUACAACGGCCCUCGGUGGCCCAGACUCCAGCACGACCAACAGGUACCAUCGUUACCAUCCAUCCACCUGGCAGCCAACCACGUGCUCAGCCUGUCAGCUUAACCCAGCCAUCUACUCCAAGAGUCAUCUCCCAGCCAUCUUCAAACAUGCCAUCUCCAGCUAUUGCCCAGCCUCAGCCACCAGUGGUCACAGCAGCAGCAACAACAGCUGUUUCUGCUGCUGGUUCAGAGCAAAACAAGCUUAUGCUGGAAAAUGUGAAAAAAUGUAAAAACUUCCUUUCAACUCUCCUCAAACUGGCGUCUAACCAACCUGCUGAAACAGUGCGCAAUGUGCGAGAUCUCAUACAGGGCCUUAUAGACUCUAAAGUGGAGCCAGAAAAUUUCACAGAGCGACUGCAAUGUGAACUUAAAUCUUCACCACAGCCUUAUCUGGUUCCUUUCCUGAAGAAAAGUCUGCCCAUGCUGAGACAGUCCAUACAGCUGGGAAAGUUGACAAUUGAUGGAAUCAAACCUCCACCUGCUCAGAUCCUAAUGACUCCACCUGUACCUGCUGCCCAUAUUUCUGUACAGAGAACACCCCAAGUUGUCACCCCAGCUGCUGUGCAGACAAAGACCCUGCCACAACCACAAAGACCUCAGAUGCCUGUACCAGCCACCGGGACACAAUCAGCAAACAAAGUGGUUGUGCAGACCCUUCGCCCAACAGCACCAGCUGUAAUGAACACCACCACCUCAACUGCAGCUGCUCCUGCCAGAGCCAAGACAGGAGUGGUAUCUGCAGCCGUGACUGCAGCAUUGCAGGCUCACACACAAAAGGCUGAGGCUGCUGGGCAAGCCUACAGAGAAAAGCGCAAAUUUGAAGCCCUCAAAGAUGAUAACGACGACAUCAACGAUGUUGCAACUAUGGGAGGGGUUAACUUGUCUGAAGAGUCAAAGAACAUACUGGCUACCAAUUCGGAGUUGAUAGGUACGCAGAUCCGAUCCUGCAAAGAUGAGAGUUUUCUUCCUCACUCAGCUCUCAUGGCUCGAAUCACUGCCAUUGCCAAGAAACAUGGUAUAGACGAAGUAUCAGCAGAUGUUGUCAGCAUCAUUUCUCAUGCCACACAGGAGCGGCUACGUACAAUGGUUGCCAAACUGUCCACUAUUGCUGAACAUCGUGUUGAAGUGUAUAAGAUGGAUGGGAGGUAUGAGGCCACAACUGAAGUGAAGUCUCAGUUAAAGUUUCUGGAGGAACUUGACCGGUUAGAGAAAAAGCGCCACGAAGAGCAAGAGCGUGAAAUGCUAUUGCGAGCCAUCAAGAGUCGUUCAAAAAAUGAAGAUCCAGAGCAACUCAAGUUGAAGCAGAAAGCCAAAGAGUUGCAACAGGCAGAAGCUGAAGAAGUGCGGCAGAGAGAUGCUAAUAUGACAGCACUUGCUGCCAUCGGUCCACGCAAAAAACGCAAAUUGGAUUCCGAUGAUUCUGGAUUGAUGAGUGGUUCCAUUGCCAGCACAAUCAGUAAUGGGCCUUCAGCUUCCUCUUCAAGAUCCGUGGUGAUGUCACGACCGCGCAUAAAGCGGGUAAACCUGCGAGACAUGAUUUUUCUUAUGGAACAGGAUCCUACACUUUGCAAGUCUAGCCUCCUUUACCAAACAUUCCUCAAGUGAGUGCCUCCUUCCAUCCGUCCCACCGUUAUCUUCCACACCCUUUGGACGUUGUCCUUGGUGGCCUCAGGCAAAAUACCUUUCUCCAAAUCAAGGAGAGAGCAUCAUUGGCAGUUUUCAUCUUUAUUGGUGAUCCCUGCUUCUCUUGUGGAAGUUGUUUUAAGAGCAGUGCUCACAGGCACUUGUUUGGUUUCUGCAGACUGUAGCAUGUGUGCAGGCUGAACGUGAAAUUGUGAGCAUGGCUUCUUAAAGACAGAGCUUCAGAUGACUGCAGAUGUGAAGAUCGCUGGAUACUUCUUGAUGGAGUUAAUGACUUAGCACCUUUAUUUGGUGAGAGAAAGUCACUGCUUCUGUGUGUGACCCCCCCCCUCCCUACAACCUAUCAUCUGAGCUUCGUGUCAUCACAUACACCAGUGCCUAAUUUUUGUUGACAUGAGCUCAGCAUGUGCAGCUCGAGAACAGAUGAACCUUCUCCAAGGCCUUGCACAUUGCUGUGUUACCUGCAGGAACUGGACAGUGGCUCAGUGAAGGUAUACCAAACAUUUUUCCACACCAGCCAUUGCCAUCAAUUCAAAAUUCUGGGACAAGAAUGCACAUAGCAUUCUGACUUGGCAGCAAGAACACUCUGGACAGGAAUGUGCUUGUCUUGAUACCUGCUGUGCUAUCAGCUGCUCUGCUACUUCACAUGGGAGCCAAGCUAUAUAGCGGCAUUGGAAUUUGCUUUGAAUGGAAACUAAAUGCAGGUUGUGGUUAGGUUACAGGGCUGAGCAAGAGAUAUUUGAGUUUUGCUUAGCCCACAAAGCAGCAGACAAGCUCCAGCCUGAACUAGGCAGUCUGUGUUGGUUUUGUCCAGCUUUGGGAAGCAAAGCAGCAUUUUUGUGCUACACAAUAAAGUGAUCAUUUCUGGUCACAGUUUUGAGAAACGCCCUGCUAAAUUUUAUAUACAUUUUAUAUAUAUUAUGUGACAAUGGAGUACAGCAGUUAUAGCAUGAAGGGACAUGUGGCCAGGGCAGCAUAACACAGAAAUUAGAGACUGGCCAAAGAAGGCAGGACUGCAAUAUCGCCAGGGCAGCACAGGCUAACUGAAAGACAGAAAGGGCAGAAUGAGUAUUGAGUGAAAGUUAGGCAGUGUAAGAAGAUCUGCAACAUUUGAGAGUACACCAAAAAUUGAAUGCAGUGUUUGUAUUCAGUGAAAACUGCACUAGGACAUCACAUAACAUUAAGUUUGUGGAGCUCGGUAUGACAGCUAGUGGUUUUCAGCAAAAUUUUGUUCUGUGGUCAGUCUCGUGCUUCAUUUUUCAUGUCUUCUGUUGGUGCACUUGACUCUGGGAUCUGAACUGACUUUUAUUGGGCGUCAAGAAACACUCAACUUUCAGUACACAUUUUGGAGACCAUCUGGGCUAAACCAAUAUCAGCAUACUGUAAAACCUUGUCGCUGAUGGACAGAAUACAACCCCCAUGCCCCAUGAUAGCUGUUUGAUAUCAAACACCUGACGAAGGGUUUGACCAGCAUGUUCAGGUAUAACAUGGACUGCAGAAGGCCCUUCAAACUUGUAUGUGGUGAAAGUUUGCAUAUACUUUAGUUUUAAAAUAAACUGCCUAAAGUGAGAAUUUCAACUAUAUGAAUACAAAAGAGAAAUUAGCUGGCCAAAUAUGAUGCAAUUAAUUUUUUUUAUAAUACCUGGGUGGGUGGUGGACAAAUGCCCAGUCAUGGAAAUUAUGAACAGAAAAAUUGGAGGUGGAUAGGGUGAGGCUGAAAAGAGAACACAUGGCACAUGCAGAAACGGCAGUUCAUUGUGCUUGGAAACAAAAAGUUGUCAUUUACCUGUCAUAAACUGCCCCAUCCAAAGCUGUGGUAGGAUGAUGUACAUGGUAAUGGCAAUGACAGGGACAUUUGUAAUGACUGCAAGGACAGCAUAGCAGGUCUGUUAUUGUGUUUAUAUAGGAAUCAGGUGAUGAUAAUGACAGUGACAUUUGUAAUGACUCCAAGUACAGCGUAGCAGGUCUGUUAUUGUGUUUGUAUAGGAAUCAGGUACCUUGUAGCAGACUAAGUUCUGUGUUAAAGCAAACCUAUUAUUUCCACAAGGCAGCAAUACGAGGACAUCCUGUCACUCCUGACUGUGCAAGUGCUUGUGUGUCAACUGCUGUAGACUUGGCUAUAUACAAAUAAAUAUUCAAAUGUUCACAUACUACACAGCUUUAGGUAAAUGCAUACCUGUACACAUUCUGUAUACACAGCUGAUUUUUUUCCCCUUACUCUCAUGUCUUACGCUCUGAUUAUAUGGCUUUUAGAUGCCUGCUUGGUAUAAUGCACCGCGCACUUAAUUUCAUCACCACAGGCCAUUGACAUGUAAUAGAACAUCUUUAUGAUUGGAGGAUUUAUUGUGUGUGACACACUGUGUAGUGUGUGGGUUUGGUAUAGAGUAUUUCCAUUAGUCUCUCCUAUUUUUCCAUUUUUCCUGCUCUAUUGGAAGAAUUUGCCACAGCAUUUUUUUUUUGGUACCCUACUUCACAGACUUUGUUAUGUAUCAGGGGAGGUGGUCUGAGUAAGGAGUGUUUGGAGAGGGGGAGUACAAGACUGAUAUAUAUACUAGGGGAGGUGUCUAGGUAAGGAGAGACGAUUGUUUGGAGACACAAGACCAGGGCUUCUGCUAAGGCUAAAUUCUUUGGGGUCCCAGGGACCCCUUCAGAUUUUUUUAGGGGUCCCUGCUCUUUGCCCAAAUUUGAAUGGGACCCCAUCGACAAAAAUUGAAGGGGUCCUCCGAACUUUUAAUGCGUACUGUACGCAAUUUUUUGCGUAAGCAGAAGCCCUGCAUAAGACUAUUGGUCUUCUUUCAAAGUCCUUUUUCUCACUUGUAAUGCCUCUGAUGUCUAACCCAAGAGAAGGGGUGUAGGAUAAUAUAAAAACAAAAUGCAACGUGAGAAUUGAGACAGUUGUAUCAAGCAUCUUUUUGUUUUAAUCCAUUUGCAGAAAAUAAUUUUCUAGGAUCUACACAGUAAUCCAGAAAAGCCAUCAGGACUAUUGCAUCUUACAUGCUUGGGGGAGUGGGGGGUAAUCAAAGAGUGUCUUUUGUGCUUCAUGCAACUUUUUAUUAAGGACUUUAAGGGAACCAGUCUGAUGGCUCAGCAUUUUAAUUUGUUUUAGAAUACUGCAAAGCAUUUGUGCAACCAUACCACCUAUUGCAAUUCGGCAAUUUAUCUUUUUGACUUCGUUAUAUUUUUCUGACCUCAGCAUUACUUUAGCAUAAGUUGGAGUUGUUGAAGUAGACAAAGGCUGCUGGCAGGAUCUGUUCAGUAGGGCAAACACCAAUGGUACAGUGCCCUGGUUCUUAGAGGCUGUAUUUUUUUUAAAAAAAUGUUAUGUAUAGCCAAGUCUGUCAUGGCAUGAGACUCAAAGAGCCCUUGCACAACAGUGUGGUAUUGCAUGUGACACUUGUGCCUUGUUUAGACAAAUAUAUUUUAUGGUACAGAUUGGAAGGUAAAGAAAUGUUGACACCCGCCACCCUUACCCCCAUCUCCUCAAAAAAUAAUGUGGGAAAAGAAAAACUGAGGUAAUGCUACAACAUUCCUUGUCACACAGUCCUCAAAUAAUUCUUUCACUGAAAAUACUACGUUAACAAUAUACAAUAUCAGGGACAACUUUGACUGUUGUCAUUUCAGUGUGAGGCUAGCAGUUGAACUGUUCGUGUGCAUAGAGGCAUGUGGCAGGCACGACUUUAUGGUGAUAUCUGCUUGCAUGAAAUGCACAUAAAGUGUUCUUGUUUGUACUGUAGACUAAAGAUAAAUUAUCAAGAGAAUCUGUCAGUAUUUUGUACAUUGGUUUUGUACUGGCUGUAUAUAUUCUUUUUAACAUUCUUCAUAGAGGAUAAGUUGAUGUUUUUGUACAUGAUGAUUCAAAUUUGUCUUGCAGUAAGAACAGAUGUGUUGAUUGAUGUGUGAAGAAGAUAUGCAUGUGCAGAUGUAUAGAUCUAUAUAAAAAAGUCUUAAUGAGUAUAAAGUUAGUGUGGUGAUAUCAAGCUAUAGUGUGGCUGAUUGUUUUAGUCCACAGCGCUGGAUACUUUUCUAUGCAUAGUAUGAAAUACCUUAAGCAAAACAGCAGGCAUUGUGGUUACUGCAGUUUAGUACCUAAAUGCCGUGGGGUAAGGAUUUCAGAGGGAGGGAUAUUUGUAAUUUUAGACAAUAUGUUAAAUAUCUAGGAAAAUUUGUUUAUGAAGUUUUUCAAGAUAUACAGUGGAAUCUGGAUAAGAGUGGCUCAGUGAAAAUCAUUUUUGAUUUAGCACAGCGAAGGAUUGUUGCAGCCAUAGGUCAACAGUGAUGCAAACAAAACAGGAGUGUCUUAUUCAAGAAUGGUCAGGGUUAGAGCAAGCUUUCUUCCAGCUACAUUCAAAUUGCUAAAUGAGGUAUUACACAUACAUUAUUAUUUCUGAUGAUGUUAUGAAAUUCAGCACAAAUACUUUGGAGUAUUUAUUAGGAUAUUUCUCCUCAUUCACCUGAUUGACUGAUGAGAGAGAGUGCACGGUAAAUUCUCAUAGUCUUGGAUGGCACUUGUAGUAAAUACUGGUGUUGAUUCAGCCAUCUGAUGACUUCAUUUUUAAUGUUAGAAUUAACUAUCCAAAAUAAGUUGCCCAUUACUGCCUUUGUCCCUGUUCCAGGGCGCUCCCACUCUCUUGAAUGUAUUAAAUCAUUGUUUAUCACAUGGUUGGCGGCAGUGUCCCUCCUCCCCCCCCCCCUUUUGCUAUGCAUACACAGCCUGUGUCAGUCAUGUACAGCCAGAGUAAUGGUGCUAGUUCAAGUCACAUUUUCUACUAUCUCAUUCCCACAUAAGUCAGCUGCAGUCUUUUUUCUUUUUUUUUUAAAGUUCUUGGAAACUACCUAUUGGAAUGCUGCGUGAUUCCUUCCUUGGCAGUCACAGCUUUUGUCUUCUUCCACCUCCUGUAUUUGGUUGUUGUUGUGACACAUUAGUAAAACAAGUGAAAACAAGAAUUUGAGGUUGACUUUCUAUUGCAGCUUACCUGUGCCCACUUCUCUCCCUUUCAUAUCAACGCAUGCACACAGGUGCGGGGGUAAGGCAAGAGGCUGAGGCAGUUUCAGCACCAGGGUUAGCUCCCUGUGACAUUGCAUCAGUCUACACUGUUUGCAAACAUUGCUAUUUAAACUUAGCAGAGAGGUGGGUUCAACGCUAGGUAUUUCUCACAGUCAUACUGCACCUGUCUACACUGUUUGCAAACAAUAUUUGAACUAAGCAGAGGAGUUAAUGAGGAAAAGAAAGCUUGUUUGCCAUGUAUGAGAAUUCGCUGUCAAGUUUUUUAAAUGAUAGAAAUGAAAAUUGGCAGAGGGAAUUUUCAUUUUGUUUAAAUAAGAUUUUCUUUAAGCAGGUUUGUCUUGUCUAGAUUCCACUGUACAGUCCAUCCUCAAUUUUUUAUAUUUGGCUUGGAGCUCAAAUACCUCCUGAUAAAGAAAAUAUGGAAAAAUCACAUGUAAUUUAAGCAUAAUAUUAUUUUUAUAUUAGUGGUAGGUUCUCGAAUAGUAUGUACUGCAAUAGCACUUUUGUUAAAAGUAGAUGCUACAUUUAAGCAUGAAAAAAAAAUUAAGCACUUUAAAAAAAAAAAUGUAAGAGAGUGCGAAUGCAUCAAUACAAAGCACUGUUUUGGAAAUGCAAAAAGUUUGUAUUGAGAAUAACAAAGCACUAUUUUUGCAUUAGUAACUGAAUGAAAUAUAUAAUGAACCUGCCUAAUAAAGCCUGUGCUGUAACUUCAGGUAUAGUUUCUUUUUUUAAUGCUUGAAAUUUUUAGUCUUUUAAUCUAAAAUGUUUUUUUAAUGGACAAUAAUAUCAAAAAUUAUUAAAACUGAGGAUGGACUAUUAAUUACAUCUAUCACUGCCAAAUGGAUAUCUGCUUAUAAAACUCCAUACCCACCCUUUACUCAUCUCAUUUUACAGGUCUUUAAAGAUCUACCUAAGCGUUUUUCCCAAAUGAGUCUGACAAGUAUAAUGAGCUCAGUAGCAGGUACUUUCCCAAACUCUCGAGUCAUCAAACCCUCUCUCCCCUGUUGACAUGUCAUCAUCGUUACAGCUUCUCACUGUCAUAGGGUUAGACAAAGUUACAGCAAUCUGCAGCACUUGCACCAUAACCAUAUCCAUAGACAUCUGUGAUGUCACACUUCUCUCCUGUUUUGUGCACGGUGAUGUUGACAGGCUUGUACCUAGAGAACAGAAGAGAGUUGUACACUCAGAUUUUGAGAAAACAGGUGCAUACCAAGCUCAUGUUAUGAUUCUUUUAAAAAUCUAUUUUGGAAACCUUUAAAGAAUAGCCACUGACCCCAUGAUGAUUAUGACAGGAGAGCACGCUGAUGGUCAGAACAUGUGUUGCUAUGGUAGCAAAGGUGGAAAUGAGUUACUUUAUAGUGAUGUUGAUGAAAGUGCUAUUUUCGUGGCAUAAAUUGAAUUACAAAAAUAAAGGUGUUAGAUAAUUGAUUUUUAAAUGCUUGAUAUGAUAAUUCUGAAGCUAAUCAGACUGCUAGUUUACUUCAAUAAAAGUGACAGCAAAAUGCUUAAAAUUUUAAACCUUCAACUGAUAUUCUUAUGUACUUUUAACUGUGAACAUUUGUUAUAAGAUAGAGGCUAUGAUUUGCAGAAGUUAAAGGGGAAAAAAGAUGAAAUGAGAGUUUUGUGAGUGAAAGUUGUACUGUUUUGGGAGCAUCCGGUGCUCUUUUAUAGAGCAGAAUUUGUAUGCAUUUUGAUCAUUUGCUUAUGUACAGCAGCUAGGCCUGUCAACUGAAUUACAAAUGGUUCCAUUUCUGCCAUUAAUAUCAAAGUCUUAAGUAUUGGCUUGAAGAUGAUUCAUCAAAGAAUGUGGAUUGUCAUGUCAGACUUAGAUUGGCAUUUAAUAUCACUUUCAGUAAUGUAGUAUGAAGAUGAAAAAAAAAAAAAUGAUUGUACCAAUUUGUUGGUUAGCAGAAUUCCAGCAGCAGCCAGUAGCCUUAAAUUUGAAGUUCCUGGCUAAAAUGGUUAUCAGGUUAAUGAGGCCUCAUUCUUCCUUCAUUACAAUAUAUGUAGUUGAAAUCAUUGAUGUUUCCACAUCAUUUUUAUGACAAAACAUAUGCAGUAGCUCCAGAACAUGUUUAUCAGGGAAACAGCCUCAGGAAAAUUAGUUGCUGCAUUAUUUUGUUUAGAAAUGCUAAGAUGUUACAGACAUUUUAGAACUGGGGCUCAUUACUGUGCUGGAAAAGGGUGCAUGUUUGUUUUGCUUGACUUUAAGCAUAAAGAAUUGACCCUUCAGUUCAUGCUUUUGAACAGCUCUAAUGAGAAGUUACAGGAAAACAAUUGUAUUAGGAUUGUUGACUGUGAAAACAGUUGGUGUCUUGACUGUGAAAAACAAGUUUGCAUCUUGGCUGCCUGGCUGAGACGAAGCAGCAGCAAAACUGACCAAGGCAAGUUUAUGCAAAACAUUGAGGAAAGAAAAACAGCAUGUGUGUCUUGCAUCACACAGUUCUUGUUCUAUAAAUAAAAGCGUUUAUGGUGUGUAAAUAGCCAUUUUGUCACUUUGACUUGGAGCUUGUACAUAGUGUGAGCAUCGUGUAGACUACACACAUUAUACCUUUCAAGUAAAGGAAUAAAUUAUGUGAUCAUGAGCAGAUUU
Molecule: messenger RNA, 10840 nt
Organism: Pomacea canaliculata
Lineage: Eukaryota; Metazoa; Mollusca; Gastropoda; Architaenioglossa; Ampullariidae
Product: transcription initiation factor TFIID subunit 4-like
Exons: 14
Coding region: 3-3206 (1067 amino acids)
Biological process (GO): transcription initiation at RNA polymerase II promoter; DNA-templated transcription
Cellular component (GO): transcription factor TFIID complex
Molecular function (GO): DNA binding; RNA polymerase II general transcription initiation factor activity; protein heterodimerization activity
Source: RefSeq, a predicted model, not a curated record